UUUGUGCUGGCGGACUAUGCUGUCUUUGCCACCAUGUUGCUCAUCUCUAUGGCCAUAGGUCUCUUUCAGGCCUUGAGGAAGAGGUCGACGAGUGCUGAUGAGUUCUUCACCGGGGGUCGGAGUAUGCCAGCUGUGCCAGUGGGGCUGUCACUCUGCGCCAGUUUUAUGUCAGCGGUCCAGGUUCUGGGUGUCCCUGCCGAGGCGUCCCGCUAUGGCUUCAAGUUCCUCUACAUGUGCCUCGGACAAAGCAUCAACUCCCUGCUGACGGCGUACCUCUUCCUGCCCGUUUUCUUUCGACUGGGCAUCACCAGCACCAAUCAGUAUCUGAAGAUGAGAUUUGGCAGAGGGAUGCAGCUGUUGGGAAGCAUCCAGUUUCUCAUUGCGACGCUGCUUUACACUGGGAUCGUCAUCUAUGCACCCGCCUUGAUCCUCAACCAAGCCACUGGAUUCAAUAUGUGGGCAUCUCUCUUUUCGACUGGGAUCAUUUGCACCCUGUACACCACAAUGGGUGGGAUUAAAGCUGUGAUCUGGACUGACGUCUUCCAGAUCAUUGUCAUGUUGUCCGGCUUUGUGGCCAUUUUCAUCUACGGCACAGUUCUGGUUGGUGGGCCUGCAGUGGUGCUGGAGAUCGCCAGGAAUGGCUCACGCAUUAAUUUCAACAACUUUGAUGUGGACCCGCGGCAGCGCUAUUCCUUCUGGAGCCUCUCUGUUGGUGGUGCAAUGGUUUGGCUGUCCAUGUACGGAGUGAACCAAGCUCAAGUGCAGCGUUACAUCUCCUGCAGGACUGAGAGGGACGCCCAGUGGGCGCUGUUUGUGAACCAAGUGGGUCUGUUCCUCGUGGUGGGCAGUGCAGCGACCUGUGGCAUUGUCAUGUUUACAUAUUACGCCCACUGUGAUCCACUGACGUCCGGGAAAAUAUCUUCUCCUGAUCUGUACAUGCCGUACUUUGUAUUGGACAUAUUCAGAAAUUAUCCAGGCUUCCCGGGUCUCUUCCUUGCCAGUGCAUACAGCGGUACUCUGAGCACAGUUUCCACCAGUAUCAACGCCAUGGCAGCGGUGACGAUGGAGGAUCUGCUGCGACCUCAUCUUGUCAACAUCAGCCAGAAGAAACAGAUUCUGAUUUCCAAAGGACUGUCUUUCUUGUAUGGAGCUGGUUGCAUCACUGUGGCGGCUCUCUCCUCCCUACUGGACUGGGGAGUUCUGCAGGGAUCAUUUACCAUCAUGGGUGUGGUCAGCGGGCCCUUACUAGGUGUAUUCAUUUUGGGGAUGUUUGUUCCGGCAACCAACCGGCUGGGGGCAUUCGCAGGUAUGAUAUCGGGCUUCUGCGUGUCUCUGUGGCUGGCUGUUGGUUCAACUCUUUACCCCCCCAGUGAAGAGACGAUGGGUGUCUUGCCAAGCUUCACCGGCGAGUGCCCACCUGUCAACAUCACCCUGAACAGCACCGGAUGAUCAGGGGUCAGUGAGUUAUCCGGCAACGACUUUCACGCAACUGUCCUUUUUUUAUUAAAUACUUUUCACCCUGCCUUUUCCAAAACUAGGGGCCUGCUUAACUUCUACUCCAUGUCCUACCUCUACUUUGGUGCUAUGGCCACGAGUUCAGUCAUACUAGUCGGGCUGAUAGUGAGUUAUGCAACAGGAGCGACACAGAGGAGUGAUAUUCAAGAGGGUUUAUUGUGGUGGGACCUGAAUAAAAAGCAAGUGGAGCUUCACUCAGAGCAAAGGACUGGAACAAUGUCCAGAGUGUGUCCCUGUCUUCUGCAUGAUGCAUCUUCGGAUAUGCUGAUGAUGCCUGUGAGCCUGUACAGGGAUAACAGGGGCGACAAAGCAACUAAACCACAGCUGGUGCCUUCGAGGAAACUGCGCAAAGACGAUGCAAAUGAAAAAGAACUGACAGAUCAGGCGAAUAAUACUUCACCACUUAUAGCAUAAAAGUAUGAAGAUGAUUUAAUCUAAGUAGUGGUAUUUCCUCGCCAGAAGCAGUAAUCAUUUCUAGCAUUUGUCUAUUUUUCUGCUCUGAAUCUUUUUGAAGGUAUGACAUCUGCCCCGUGUUUGGAGCUAUUUAAUUAUUGGGCCGAGGAACAUAUCGACUGUAAUCAAAUAUCCUCAGGUGUUGUUUAAAUUCCUUUAAUGUUGAAAGUGUCUUUCAUCAGGACGUUCAUUCAGGAAUGCUCCAUAUCUUGCUUGGUUACUGGAUAUGUGACAGUCUGAGGUAAACAGGGUCUGGUUUGUGAACAGACCACAGACGGAAAAUAAAGAUGGACGAGGUGUCUCCACUUCCUCCCACUGUCCCGAUAUUAAGCCGAAAUAGCUUGUAUAUGAACGCCAUCAUUUUGUGCAUUAGGAGCCAGAGUUUGUGCUGUAGUGAUGGCGGGAUAUAGCAGCAGUAGCAAGGUCCUGCUGAUACCCACACUCAACCAUUUCAAAAUUAGUCUUAUCUGUCACUUAUUUAGCAAAUUCCUAAUUGACAAAUCCACACUUAGACUCAGAUCAGUGUGACAAGAACUAUCUGAAAUGACAGAAACUUCAAAAAAAUGUAUUUGACCUUUUGUUUGGUCUAUCUCCCACCCAUUAACAUGGAAUAGGCAGUUUAUUACCUAUACUGCAACAAACCACCAGGUGGCGAUUGAGAUGCUCUGGCUUCAUUUUUGGGCAGUUGACAUGUCGUCCAUCUUUAUAUAAAUAAUAGAUUCAGAGACAUUUAUUGUAAUUGAACUUAACAUUGUUAUUAAAACCCUCUUAUUAACUGUAUGUUCAGUACGCUUGUUGUUCAAUGUGACUCCUGCCUUGGCAGAUGUGACGGGCAUUUUGUCCUUUUCUUUCAUAAAGGAUGGUCCAAUGUUUCCUUAGCUAAAGGAGAUAAGAUAAAAAGCAAUGUGAGACCCCUGGUGGACGAUUAGUGGUAAAACCUAGAUCAUCACAAAUGUCAGCAGCAUGAGAACCAACUCAACAACU
Pleuronectes platessa (European plaice) is the source of this 2952-nucleotide messenger RNA. RefSeq names its product solute carrier family 5 member 5 (gene slc5a5). NCBI's taxonomy places the organism in Eukaryota, Metazoa, Chordata, Actinopteri, Pleuronectiformes, Pleuronectidae. Gene Ontology annotation, cellular component: membrane. Gene Ontology annotation, biological process: iodide transmembrane transport; sodium ion transport. The record is from RefSeq and is a predicted model, not a curated record. The transcript is spliced from 16 exons. Gene Ontology annotation, molecular function: symporter activity.